UUUCCUGCUCAGCCCCUGGGUUUCACUGCUGGGAGAGGCAGAUAUAUAGCAGCGGUGUUCUGGGAGCCUCCAGGCGCACUCCCAGCCUGGUCGCCAUGGAGCUUGGGGGCUCACUAGCCAUCUUCCUGAGCAUCUGCUUCUCUUGCUUGCUGCUCAUCUCUGCACGGAAGCGGAUGCACAAAGAGGGGAAGCUACCCCCAGGGCCCACACCGCUGCCCUUCCUUGGAAAUUUACUGCAGGUGAAAACCAGCGAGCCCUUCAAGUCCUUCCUAGCGUUGAGAGACAAGUAUGGUCCAGUGUUUACGGUCUACCUGGGCCCCCGGAGGGUGGUUGUGCUCUGUGGGCACGACACAGUGAAGGAAGCUCUGGUGGACCAGGCUGAGGAAUUCAGCGGCAGAGGGGAACUGGCCACCAUUGAUCGGAAUUUCAACGGUUUUGGUGUUGCUUUAGCUAACGGGGAGCGUUGGAAGCAGCUCCGUCGCUUCUCUCUCACCACCUUGAGGAACUUUGGGAUGGGGAAGAGGUCCAUUGAAGAGAGGAUUCAGGAGGAGGCCCAGUACUUGCUGGAGGAAUUCAGAAAAACCAAAGGUCAGCCCUUUGACCCUACCUUCUUCCUAAGUCGCACCGUUUCCAACGUCAUCAGCUCGGUUGUCUUCGGCAGCCGCUUUGACUAUGGAGAUAAGACCUUCCUCUCUUUGCUGCGUAUGAUCAACGAAAGUUUUAUAGAGAUGAGCACUCCUUGGGCACAGCUCUAUGACAUGUAUUCCUGCAUCAUGCAGUACUUGCCUGGAAGACACAACCACAUCUACUACCUCAUUGAGGAGCUGAAGGAGUUUGUUGCUGAGAAGAUCAAAAUCAACCAAGCGACACUUGAUCCCAACAACCCUCGGGACUUCAUUGAUUGCUUCCUCAUCCAGAUGGAGAAGGAAAAGGGAAACCCUUCCAGUGAAUUCAACCUAAAGAAUUUGGUCCUCACAACCCUCAAUCUGUUCUUUGCUGGGACAGAGACAGUGAGCUCCACCCUGAGAUAUGGACUCCUUUUCUUGAUGAAAUACCCAGAAGUGGAAGAGAAGGUGCACCAGGAGAUUGACCAGGUCAUCGGCCCCAGUCGCAUUCCUGCCACUGAAGACCGGCUGAAGAUGCCCUACACAGACGCGGUCAUCCACGAGAUCCAGAGGCUGACUGACAUUGUCCCCAUGGGAGUGCCCCAUACAGUGACCCGGGACACUCAGUUCCGGGGGUACCAUCUGCCGAAGGGCACAGAUGUCUUCCCCUUACUAGGCUCAGCCUUACGCGACCCCAAGUACUUCAGCGACCCCGAGAACUUCAACCCCGGACACUUCCUGGACGAGAAAGGACGUUUUAAGAAGAACGAAGCUUUUGUGCCAUUUUCCUCAGGGAAGCGCGUCUGCCUGGGGGAAGCCAUGGCCCGGAUGGAGCUCUUCCUGUACUUCACCACCAUGCUGCAGAACUUCUCCCUGAAGUCGUUCCUGCACCCGAGGGACAUUGACAUCUCCCCCAAAAUGAGUGGCUUUGGGAACAUCCCCCCCACCUACGAGCUGUGCAUGCUCCCCCGCUGAUCCUGGGGCUCCUUUUCCGCCUGUCUCCGACUCUGUUCGUGUUAUGUGUUGGCAGAUUGCUGGGAAAGCCUUUGGCCCAGGAGAGAUCAGAAAAGUUACACACCAGGCAUUUCUAUAAAAAUAAUUUUAUUUACAGAAAGCAAAACAUAUUUAAAAGGCUUCUGCAUUCCUGCAGACUCUCAGAGCAGCUACAUGCCUACACAGAAGAGAAACAGAAAACUAAAACAAGUCCAGGCAAGUUUUUCCCCCCAGGUGCAAAAAUUAACAUUCGAAAAGGGGACAGUUGAAUUCAACCUCUGCACCCGGCCAAAGUGAUUAGUUAUCAUAGUAACCUUAAUCUGUAGUAGAAAACAAUAUAUUAACAUUAUGUGCUUUCGGACAGCACCGCCACCCCUGCCCUUGGGGAAUUGUCUGCAGCCAGCACAGCCCUCAACUCGGUGCUUCCCUUCCUCCUGCUGUGCUUGUUGAACCAGAACCCCAGGCCCUCGGAUCGCUUGGUCAGAUGGGUCCUUUGGGGCAGCUCCUGCUCUUUCCUAGAUCCCAAUUAGGGGGCAAGAGGAGGGGUCAGUUUCCUGUGAAGGAGCCGAGAGCACCCCAGUUCUGUUCUACCCUCAGGAAACAACCCACCUCAGCUGGCUGGCACCCUGUUCCAUCCUCAGCUCUGACCGAACGCUCGGCUCUCCAGCCUGGGUGCCCGGCCACUGAAAUCUCUCUGUCCCGUGGGUGCCUGGUCAGGGGUGCUGCACCUACAUAUCACCUGAGACCUUCUCCCAACCGCCAAUGACCAGAUGGGGACCCAGAUUUGGAGCAUGCUACAUUCAGAUGCUUGGAGAGUGAAGGGAGGAUAGUCUGGAAGCAUUAAAAAAAAUGCCUCAGAGGCUGCGUAUUCCUGCUGUCGGUAUUUGCCUCCCUAGUUGGAGACUUUCUCCUGAGUUGGAGCCAGGCAGGAUGCUACACGUUUCUCCCAGGGACCUUCUUGGCACACAGAGCAGGCCCUCCAAGCCCCCAGCCUCCGGAAAAUGUUACUGCCGCUUCUCUACACAAGGGUGAUUCAGGAGAGUGACCCCCCAGUCCUGUUCCCACAAGCGUUAACCCAGCUUAGAAAUCUGACUGACCUUUAAAAGUGCAAUUAAAAGCAUGUUUAGAGAAAUAAGCAAAAAAAAAUCUGUAUUUUAAACACAAGAUUUAAACUUAUUUAGACUUGGAGGAGUGUGUGAGAGCAUUGAAAGAAAGGCUGCUGCAGCCAAUCUUCUUAAACUGAAAUUAUUUCAAAAAUUCUAUUUUGGUUUCCUCUGAAUAUGACCCAUUCCCUUUAUUAUGAACACCAUGAACAUACCAAACUUUUGGAAAGACAGGGGACAAGACGCUGGAGUUAGCAAGGAAAUUCUCUUUGCAAAUGUUCCUGUAUACAGUCUUGACAAUGUUUAAAUGCAGAAUAAAACAUAUUUUACUAUUGAGA
This is a messenger RNA of Candoia aspera, 3039 nucleotides long. RefSeq names its product cytochrome P450 2G1-like. Lineage: Eukaryota; Metazoa; Chordata; Lepidosauria; Squamata; Candoiidae. The coding region runs from base 96 to 1580 and encodes 494 amino acids. Gene Ontology annotation, cellular component: intracellular membrane-bounded organelle; cytoplasm. Gene Ontology annotation, biological process: xenobiotic metabolic process; epoxygenase P450 pathway. The record is from RefSeq and is a predicted model, not a curated record. The transcript is spliced from 9 exons. Gene Ontology annotation, molecular function: oxidoreductase activity, acting on paired donors, with incorporation or reduction of molecular oxygen, reduced flavin or flavoprotein as one donor, and incorporation of one atom of oxygen; heme binding; arachidonate epoxygenase activity.